CGCCCGCAGGGUACAAAGCUGACAUUCAUGGCGAGAUGUGUCAGUUUUUGAAGCAGUUUGACAGCAAGCCAAGAAAGCUGAAGAAUAAAGUUUGAGUUUGCUGAAAUCAAUUUAUCCCAGAUCAGAUUUAAGUUGUUCUUUACGGAUGAUUUUGUUUUACACAAAAUCAUGGCGUCUAGUUUUGUACAACGAUUAAAAAUAAUUGGAUUUUCUGUUGCUUUGAGCAAUAAAAGAAUUGACUCCAACAGGAUAAUGUGGAUCGCUUCCUUUGUAUUUGUGGCAUUCAUUUUAUUGCUUAUCAUAUAUGGGAAUUAUAUCAUGAAUCAAUCAGAAGGAGGAGUAAUAUAUGAAGAAAAUGGCUGGAUCGAAUAUGAAAUCAAACAAGAUUACCGAAAAACAACAAGGGAAAGAGAUCGCGAUAAACUAUUAGUUGAAUAUGAAGCAGCAAAGAGAACGUUAUCAAAAGUUUUUCAAAAGUUUCAACGUGAAUUGAAAUACCAACUGAUCCGAUCACUUCUGUAUUACGAGGCCACACAGUCUACCGUUCUCCAUAAAAAACUUCCAACUUUCGCUAAACACGAGAUCCACCUGCGUUCGCUGAUCAUGAGAUCCGCUGAUAUUCGCACGCGAAACCGCCACAAGCCAGCAGUUCAGCGUGCACCAGAUGUCAUUGGAAUCGGGGUGGAGAAGUGUGGAACAGGGGCUCUUAGGGCUUUACUUGAUAUGCAUCCGAUGAUCAAAGUUGCACCCAAAGAACCUCACUUCUUUGGCCGACCGUAUUUAUAUAAAUCGGGCCUAAAAGCAUACACACCAAUGUUGGCAAAAGAUUUACCUUAUGAAAUAUCAUUUGAAAAAACACCGGCAUACUUCAACUGGGGACUCACGGUACCAGAACGUCUUCGGGAACUUGUUCCUAAUGCCAAACUUUUACUUGUUUUGUGCGAUCCUACAAAAAGAACAUAUUCAGAUUAUGUCCAGGAGAUAUUGAUGCAUACUCUUAAAGCAACAACAACGUUUGAACAAAUGGUUGAUGAUCUUCUUAUACACUCCGUCAAGUUGACGGCAGAAAUGAAUGAAAGCGAAUCGGAAAUGGUGUAUAUAGAGCAGUUGAUUGCAAAAAAACAGUACUAACCAUAUACUAACAACUGGAUUGUAUUACUAUCAUUUACUAAGAUGGUAUAAGGUGUUCAAUAUGAGCGAUAUAUACAUCGUAGACGGUGAGGAACUUAUAUCUAAUCCUGCUAAAGUCAUAAAAGAGGUUCAAGACUUUCUUCACAUUCCAGAGUUUGUUUUACCAGAAAAUAUUCAAAAAGGACCGUCAGGGUUUUCUUGCUUUGCCAAACCUUUAGUAGUGGAAAGAAACGGCGUUUUAGUCGCAGGAACAGCACGUACUUCUUGUAUGACUGGAAAGGGAAGGACUAGAAAAGGAGCAUGGGGUAUCGCGAACCCGGAAUAUAUGGAAAAACUUCGCUUAUUUUUUGCACCAUUCAAUGAAAAACUAUAUAAACUACUCGAUCGUAGAUUUAAUUGGUGACGAUCGAUUAAACGUUAAUUCAACUGCGUCAUCAUGCACAUACCAUGUGCUCUAGAAAUUAUACCGCUUAAUUUAGGGCAACGAAAAGAUAUUUUAUGAUGUAGCAUAAAAUAUUAAAUCUGUUAGUAGUGGAUUACCCGCUCUCUUCCACCAAGACGAGUUUGCUUGCAAACGAUUCUCAAUUUCUAACUAACUCGACCCUAACCAACGUAAGAUAUUUAUGUAAAAUGGUAUUAUUUAGAUGCGAAAGUACUAAAUGGUUUUAUUGCGAAAACGGAUAUGGUGGAAAUAAUCUAUUCUAUUACAAGCCUUAAUUAGUCUACAUUGUUUUUGGUAUUCAGCAUUGAAGUCAAAAAUCUUAUUGAUUGUUUCAAUUUUAAUUUAUCUCCAUAUCAACGUCGAGGAAAAUAGUGACUGAAUAAAUGAAAUGCAGUCAUACUUAUAUCAACGUUUCUGUUAUACAUAAGCGUUAUUCUGAAACAUGGCUAAUAUGAAGGUAGUUACAAACUUCUAUAAAAGCAUAUAAAUCCCAGAUCAGUCAUGUGAAAUGUCCCCCAUCCCAAUUGUUGUUUUUUUAUCUAGACGUAUUUAAAUGGAAUGCUUUACAACGCUGGUUGACCAGUAUUUACUAGAACCUAGAGUAGACAUAAUUUCGCAUAAUUUUCUCAGCUUCUGACAUUCCCAUUCUUGCUUGUAACAUUACUCUGAAGUUUUUGUCACUUCUGAAUAAGUAAGUGAAUUACUACAAAACAUGAUCAAUCUAACGUUUAAUUAAACCUCACUUUUAUACAACUUCAUCACAAUACGUUUAUGGAAGCGAAAACAGUGAAGCACUAUCUCGGACUAGACAUACCGAUGCUAUGCGCAAGCAAGAAAAUUUAUUUGAUACUGAUAUUUGAAAGUUGAGCAGACAAUAUACAAUAACCAUAAAGUUUAAACUUGCAAACAAAAUAGUAGGAUGAAUAAAGGUUAUCACAUAUUAUAAUGUGACUUAAUUGCGUAGUCGAAAUGUUGUCAAUCAGUGCACGAAUUACUCCAUCUCUGUUCAUAUUCAUUAUAUAUGUGAACUGUAAAUUAACGUUGUCCAUCCGGAAGGUAUGUCAUACCGAAAUUUUACAAAGAUGAAAUGUCAUUUUAUAAUAAAUAGUUGUUUCAUCCAAUAGAAAACACUGAUACAGCUUUAUAAGUAAAAGUAAAUAUAAAUAUAUAUUUUAUAUGAAAAUCCAGUCGUGUUCAAAGACACGCUAACAGUGAACAAUAAUAUCGUAUUGUAGUUAAAGACGCAGUACGCGUUACCAAUCAGAAAACUAAUGAUCUAACAUGUACAUGUAUAAGUAAAGACUAAAAAUACAACCUGGAACGAAGAGAUUAAAGGAAUAAAGUUGACAAUUUUUAUCAAUUAGCAUUUCUGUCAUGUAAUGUUUUUAAACAAAACGUUUACUGAAACAUAUGCCUGUUAAAGACGUAUUUGCAUAAAAAUAAAGGAUAUGAAAGCACGUAUACAUAACAUUUUUGGUGAAUUUUCAUCGCAAAUACAGUAGCUCAAAUUUAAUGGUAUAUAUGUGAAGUAUAUUAUACAGUGAUAUUUGUGCACAAAAUAACAAAGACAAAACUGAAAUAGGAAUUGGUAAUUUAAUUGAUGGGAAAUCGAAUGACAAAAGCGUGAAUUUUGGUCAAUACGUAUGGAACACAAUUCACAAACUCUGUUCACAUAUAGCACUGUAAAAGCGAAUAUUAGAGUGAAAAAAAUCUUGGAAAUUGGCUAUUCUAAUAGUUUUAAGCCCAAGAAAUAAUAAAACCAAUGAUUUAAUGCUUCAAUAUAUUGUGCAACUCUCUCGUGCACAUUGAACACCAAGCAAGUAUGUGCU
Styela clava is the source of this 3402-nucleotide messenger RNA. NCBI's taxonomy places the organism in Eukaryota, Metazoa, Chordata, Ascidiacea, Stolidobranchia, Styelidae. The record is from RefSeq and is a predicted model, not a curated record.